CAACAACCAUCACCCGCAAUGGCCAAGCGAACGCCCAGAACCGCGCGGCAAGGCCGCCGCGCGGUUCCAAACAAAUCAUCCCAACCCCGGCGCAACCGAACCGGCCCCGCCACCGCCAGCACCGCCGACGACGAAGCCCGCCGCCAAGAACUCGAGGCCAAGAUCGCCGAGUUCCGGCCGUACGUGCCGGGCUCUGGCCCCCCGCCUCCCAAGAUCUCGCUCCUCCCGCCGGUGAACGGCACCACCGGCUACAUCAUCGACCAGAUGCCGCUGCCGCGGCGCGUACCGGGCGGCGAAACACAGGACAUCGCCGUCUACUACAUCGGCUAUGCCGACCGGCCGGGUGAGAGGGCCCUCGUGCCCUAUUUUCAGAUCCUGGAGCAUGUUUCCCCCCGGGAGCUGGAAUGGUGGAAUGAUAAGCUGGAGGAGAGGAGGUCGGUGGUGAGGAGAGAGGAGGAGGAGGAGAGGAGGAUGGUGAAGGAGAGGGAGAGGGAGAGGAGGAGAGAGUUGAGGAGGAGGGUGAGUAUGGUGGAGAAGAGGAUUACCAGGUCGGCGACGAAGAGGCUUGGAAGGGAGAUCAUGGCGGCGAGUUGA
Messenger RNA from Canariomyces notabilis, 594 nucleotides. RefSeq lists its product as uncharacterized. The record is from RefSeq and is a predicted model, not a curated record. The transcript has a single exon. Bases 19 to 594 code for a protein of 191 amino acids. Lineage: Eukaryota; Fungi; Ascomycota; Sordariomycetes; Sordariales; Chaetomiaceae.